UGGGAGAAAAAUGUUGGCAUCUCACAGAUAAGCAAGAGCAGAUGGGAACGAUAGUUAGAGGCCAGAGAUCCGUCUUCUUCUCUCCGAAAGUCAAUAUCUUCCGUCGCCAUGUUUCUCUUUCCUUUAUCACAGUUCCAUCUCUCGUGGUCAACCGCACUCGUGCUUUCUUUAUGCUUUCUCUGUUUCAUCGCAAACUCCGAUUCUAACCAAACACCAUGUUCAGAAAGUGACGCCUACCACAAGCUCAACGUCGUCCUCAACCCCGACGGCACUCUCACCCGCUUAAAUCCCCGUCCUGUGAGCCCUCCCUCGCCGGAUCCCAGCCUCCCCAUCUCCGUUCUUUCCAGAGACCUCCACGUGGAUCCUUCCAAACAUACCUGGGUUCGGAUUUUCCUGCCCCGCAAUGCCCUCUCCUCCCAGAAGAAGCUACCCCUCGUCGUCUUCUUCCACGGCGGCGGCUUCAUCGUCCUUAGUGCAGGCUCCACCAUGUUUCACGAUUUCUGCUUCAACAUGGCCGACGAUCUCGGCGCCGUCGUCGUGUCCGUCGAGUACCGUCUUGCUCCGGAGCAUCGCUUGCCUGCGGCGUACGACGAUGCCAUGGAGGCUCUGCAUUGGAUCAGAACCCGUCCUGAUGAUUGGUUGGGCCAUUACGCCGAUUAUUCCGAAUGUUAUCUUAUGGGAAGCAGCGCAGGGGGAAACAUCGCGUACUUUGCGGGACUGCGUGCUGCCGAGCAGGUGAAGCAUCUUGAACCGUUGAAUAUCAGAGGGCUGAUACUUGUUCAACCAUUCUUCGGCGGGAUGCAGAGAACGGGAUCAGAAUUGAGGCUGAUGAACAACGAGCGGUUGCCGCUGUGCGUGACGGACCUGUUAUGGAAGUUAUCGUUACCGAUGGGAGUUGACCGCGAUCACGAAUAUUGCAAUCCGAUGGCGGGAGAGGGACCGGAGAGAGUGGAAAAGAUCAGAGGGCGAGGAUGGAGAGUGUUGGUGACAGGGACCGGGGGGGACCCACUGAUGGAUCGACAGAAGGAGGUGGUGAAGAUGAUGGAAGAGAAGAAAGUGAAGGUGGUGGGCCACUUCACAGAGGGAGGCUACCACGGGAUUCAAGAUCGCGAUCUCCAGAAUGCUAAGGAGCUCUAUGCGGUUGUGAAGAAAUUCAUAUCGUCUUGCAGGGCAGAUGAAUGAGUAUGAAACGUCGUCGUUUUUUGAUUCAUGUUGUCUGGUACUCAUUCAGUUCGGUUGUUAUCAUCGUAGUGAUGAUCUGCAUCUUAAUUAAGAUUGAAUAAUAAAAGCUCUGGUUUUUUU
Molecule: messenger RNA, 1302 nt
Organism: Neltuma alba
Lineage: Eukaryota; Viridiplantae; Streptophyta; Magnoliopsida; Fabales; Fabaceae
Product: carboxylesterase 1-like
Exons: 1
Coding region: 109-1182 (357 amino acids)
Molecular function (GO): hydrolase activity
Source: RefSeq, a predicted model, not a curated record